This is a messenger RNA of Rhizophagus irregularis DAOM 181602=DAOM 197198, 685 nucleotides long. RefSeq lists its product as uncharacterized. Lineage: Eukaryota; Fungi; Glomeromycota; Glomeromycetes; Glomerales; Glomeraceae. The record is from RefSeq and is a predicted model, not a curated record.
UAAAGACCUGAUCGUUCUAUCAUGUGAUCUGCGACCAGAAAAUCCCGGGUUGCGUUGAUAUCUUUGGACGAGGCACUAAAAGUAAAGAUUAUUGUUAUCAUUAUAUUAUUGAAAAAUGUACUUAUUGAUCCAGCUUCUCAAUUUUAUAGUUGAAUUAAAAGAUCUAAAGUGGGUAAGACCUUUAAACGUGCUUCUGCUAUUUACAAAAAGAAAUAUGGAAAGCCACCGGUCAUAUGUCAGCUGUUUGGUUCAUAAGAACCCAGAAUUCUUGACAUUCUCCAGGAUGAUGCAAAACACAGUGCUGAUAACAAAAAGUACAUUGUUGUGUUUGUCAGUAGUGAGUGGAACGUACCCGAAGAAUGCAAUCCCGUGCAUAUAAACCAGUGAUUGAAAUAAAUUCUAUGAAUUUUGUUGGUGGGCGAAUUGUGGAUUUGAAAUCUGUUGCAGAUAAGUUUCACGAAGGGCAGUCCUUUGAAGAUUUAAAAAAGGAAAUUGUUGAUGCAAAACUCCUUCAAAACUAUAAGCAUUAUGAAAUGGGAAAGCGUAUCAUCAGUGCUCUAUCAAAAGAACUUGAUCGUACUACAUUUGAGAGAUUUUUUGAUGAACCCGAGGAAGCCAAUGAAGUCUUGGAGACAAACGUAUUUGCAUAUCACCCAGAAAAAGAUACUUGACUUUUCAGUCGCAG